GUAAGCGGAUUGAGUCUGUCCAGUCAGCGAAAACAUCCUAGAGACACAUUAUCAUUCAUGCACUUGUGUUUAACUGCAUAACGUUACAUUUUUCUUUUAAGCCGCGAUGUUUACCAUAUUUACAAAGAUAAAAGACCGCGUCGAGGCUUUUUUGAACGAGAAGAAUAUAGUCACUGACUUUCUCAAUAAAAUCGAAGAAAAAACAGGCAUCAAGAAACGUUAUUUAGCGCUCGGUGCUGUUGGUGUGACUGGAGCAUAUUUAUUAUUUGGAUACGGUGCAUCUCUGCUCUGUAAUCUGAUUGGUUUUGUUUACCCCGCAUAUUACUCUAUCAAAGCAAUAGAAAGUCCUGAUAAGGAGGAUGACACACAAUGGCUGACAUACUGGGUAAUCUACGGCUUCUUCAGCGUGGGUGAAUUCUUCUCUGACAUUUUUCUUCACUGGUUUCCUUUCUACUAUGUGUGUAAGUGCUUGUUCCUCUUGUGGUGCAUGGCUCCAGUCUCCUGGAAUGGUUCUCAGAUACUGUACAGGCAUAUGGUGCGGCCAUUUUUCCUGAAGCAUGAAGCCAGAGUAGAUGAGAUGGUCAACAAUAUAGGAGGGAAGGCCAUGUCAGCAGCUGAGAACGCCACGAGAGAGGUUCUUCAGACUCUAGUGAGAAACCGAACUAUCGGCCCAGCUCAGCCUGAAGCCAGAAGACUGCCCAGUUCUGCUCCUACUGAACCCACUGUUGAUUAAAUAAGUUUUCAGUGUGUAUGAGAAAUACAGGUGGCCAAAGUGAUCUGAGGAUGACACCAACAUGCAAGAGAUGCAGCAUCAGAAAACCGAAGACAUAAAAUCUGACAUCUGUAUCAUAUGUUCUCAUUGUAAAGACCUCAAUGGGUGAACCGAUGCCUGAUAUUCACACAGCCAUUGUCAGGAGUGGAGUUUUGGACUUUAUAGUUUAUUUUCACUGUUCAUAUAAAUUUGUUCAGCACUAAAACAUAGCAAAACAAAAAUGUACUUUAGGAAAUUCAACAUUGUAUUUGUUAUUUAUUUAUGGUUAGUAAUUUGUUGUAUUCAUGGCAUCUGUCAGGGAUUUUGUAAUCUUAUUAUUUGAUAGAAAUUUAAAUCUUCAAUAAAUAUUUUGUAUUCACCGUUUGAAAAGAUACUUUCCUGUAGAAUAUUUUUUUCCCCAUGUGCCACUGACAUCAUCAGCUUAAGACACAUGAGAGGCACAGUACAGUACACGAUUUGUUCACAUGGGGUAAAAUGGGGAAAGAUUCCUCCCUUAUUAACAACUAUGUGCAUUUGUUACAUUGAAGAUAGUUUCAGAUAUAAGUUUAGUUAGUGCAUGAUAAUAAAAAAAGAAAUAAUAAUAAUAAUACACCAUACGUUCAAGUUUGUCCGAACACAACAAACUCAAGAAGGAACACGAGCCAAAUUAAAAGGUCAAAAUAGCCUAUCCAUCAUGAUUAAUAUCCUCCAAUGGAUAUCAGGGAAUGUAACUUACCAAAACAAUCCCACAGCAACUCCUAAUUAAUCUAUGUUUUGGGCGAAUUUGUGGCUAUUUUUAUUUUUCCAUUAUUCCUUUCUUAGGUUUUUGUACAGUCUGCACUCCCCAAGGUUCGCGUGAUGCUUUAUGCUUACUUGUUUUCUAACAAAUUACAUCAUAAAAAGAUCAUAUGAAAUGGGCAUCUCAUAAAAUGCAUACAUUUUCUCUUGGGAUCAGGAUUUAAAUACUUUAAGUAAUGUCAACGAGGAGCAUACAGAUAACGUUUUGCCUCUGUUCAAACAAAUCUUUUGUCUUUUUUUUUGUGUGUGUGUGUGUUUUCUCACCUGGUAAUGUUAAUCUAAUUCAUAAUUUCUUUGGUAACUUCUUUUGUGUGUUGUCAUCUUGUUUCAGUAAUCUUAUCAUGUGAGUCCCAUACGGACAAUAUUAUAUUAGGAUCCUGAAGUUUUUUUGUUUUGUUUUUAAGCCCAUAUCUCAGUUACUUGCUUCAAAUUGUCUUUUUUGUGUGUGUAUUAACAGUGGAGUAAUAUGUGAUUACAUGUAUUAUUUAAUCUUGGCCAACUUCUUUGCUACUGCUAUACAUGGAUGUUUGCUUUUUAGCUAGUGUGGCACAUCUGCAUGCAUGUGCAUAAUAGCCCUGAAAGACAGCUGAGACCAGGACAACUAGAGCCCCAGAUACAGAUCCCCUGUAAAGACCUUGUC
Molecule: messenger RNA, 2189 nt
Organism: Carassius auratus (goldfish)
Lineage: Eukaryota; Metazoa; Chordata; Actinopteri; Cypriniformes; Cyprinidae
Product: receptor expression-enhancing protein 6
Exons: 7
Coding region: 107-733 (208 amino acids)
Source: RefSeq, a predicted model, not a curated record